CCGUGGGGCUUUCUACUCUCAGGAUCCAAGUCCAGCCCGCAAGUCCCUCCACCCACGACAGACGCGGCCAAGCAGGACUCCACCAAGGGCGCCGCGGGGGCCGGCUCGCUUCUUCGGGACUCCAGCUCUGUUGCUGAGGACACCAGCCCUGGUCCCAUCUACUUCCUGGACCCGAAUGUCACCCGUUUUGGCCGCAUCUGUCCCCCUGCCUACUCCAUACAAGGCAGGGGUAAAUCCCGGGGUCUGGAGGUGACACCAGGUCCUGGAGCCUACAGUCCAGAGAAGGUGGCCCCCGUGCGCCAGAGGACACCCCCAGCCUUCACCCUGGGCUCCCGCCUGCGCCCUCAGCCGCUGGACACCUCGGCGCCCGCCCCCAACACCUACACGCUGCCCUCCCUUUGGGGCGCACACAUCUUCAUCAAGCCCAGAAGCCCCUCCUAUACCGUGGCCGGCCGGCCGCCCCCGCUGCGCCCCGCGCAGGACCCCGCCGAGAUCCCGGGGCCCGGCCAGUACGAGAGCCCGAACCCCGACGCCUACCGCCAGCGCCUGCCCGCCUUCACCAUGCCAGGGCGCGCCCGGGCCCUGCGGCCCCUGAUGGAGACCCCGGGGCCGGGGACCCACAGCCCCGAGCACGUGACAGUCACCAAAGCCCGGGCCCCUGCGUUCACCAUGGGCAUCCGCCACUCCAAACGCGCCUCCACCAUGGGCACCGAUGCCUGCAGCGUGGGCCGACUCUCCACCUUGCGACCCCGGGAAGUGAGGUGCCAAGCUCUGGUGGGCCUGGUCUGACU
This is a messenger RNA of Sorex fumeus (smoky shrew), 791 nucleotides long. RefSeq names its product CIMAP1 family member D (gene CIMAP1D). NCBI's taxonomy places the organism in Eukaryota, Metazoa, Chordata, Mammalia, Eulipotyphla, Soricidae. The record is from RefSeq and is a predicted model, not a curated record. The annotation marks the transcript as partial. Gene Ontology annotation, cellular component: cytoplasmic microtubule; cytoskeleton. The transcript is spliced from 3 exons.